GGGUCGGGCCGGAUCUGUAAAUGGGUCGGGAAACCCGGUCGCAUAGACCGCAUGCAAUAAAUUGCGAUAGCGAUAAUUCAACUAGUAUCAAGUAGGCACGAAAUUCGUAGCAUUGGUAGUCCAAACAAUAUCCUUGAGCGCCGGCCUAGCUCCUUGCUGCAGACUGCUUGUACUCCGCUCGACUUCUUCACCUCCACCACCACAAACGACGGCGUCACUGAGAAUCCCUAGCUUCCCCUUCCAGCCCCUGUAACCAAACGCACGAAUUCGUCGCGAACCUCAAUUCCUCCUUCUCCGCCCUCUUCUUCUCCUUGAAGAGCGGCGACAGAUCGAACCCUUCCGAUAGAGAUAUGAUGUGGAAAGCAUUAGGUGUUUGCGCCUCCUCUCCUUUGUCUGUACUCUCUCUCUCUCAUUCUACUUCUCUAUCUUAAUUCUCUCAAUUCACUCUCGGAAUUUACUCCAUCUGCUCGGCUGCUCCAGUGCUCCUCUUUCCCUCUUGCGCUUGCUCUCCUCUCUCGGUUUCAACUCUCCAUUCUGGCAUUCUGCUCUGGCCUCUCUCUAGGUGAAAGUAUUUUUUUGAUUCAUCUGAAAUUAAAAACGGUCAAGUUGAGGUUGAGGAAUGGCCAAACAACCCCAAUAUUUCUUCCUUGAAGAAUGGUUGAGGAGCAUCAUUGAUGUUAGCUUUAACAAGAAUGGUUCAGUGCAAUCCUCUACUUCGUCCGCUCAAGCACUAAUCCAAGCUUGGGCUGACCUUAGAGACUUACUUGAGUGCCAGGCCUUCCAUGCUCGACACCUUCAGGCUUUGAAGAUUCUUAUUGGUUCUCAAACUGCUCUUCAUGUAGCAGAUCCACAAGCAAAACUUAUAAUUUCCAUUUUGUCUUCACAACAUCUCUCUCUUCCACAGGAAUCUUAUCCCCUAUUCUUCAGGCUUCUAUAUAUUUGGGUGAGAAAAUCUAGGCAAACUUCUUUGGUUGUUGAAUCAGCCAUCGAAGUCCUGUCGCACAUUUUCUCUAGCAAAUCUUGUUGUGGAAAGAGCUCCCUUUUCUUCUCUGACGGGAUCCUACUUCUUGGCGCCCUUUCUUUCCAAACUUCUGCAUCUGAGAAGUCCAAAAGGCUUUGCUUGGACUUGCUUUGUAAGUUACUGGAAGAGGAGUACCGAUCUAUUUUCUUGUCCAAUGAGCUAGCUUCCAGCGCUCUUGCAGGUGCUGGUUAUGCUCUCUCUUCCCCUGUCACGGGAAAUUUUGGAAGAAUUCUAGAUAUUCUGUUCAGAAUCUGGGGCCGAGAAGGCGGCCCCUUUGGCACUUCUCAGGGACUCAUGCUCCUGCAUGUGAUCGAGUGGGUUCUAUCGAAUUCCGUAAACCUACAUUCUGUGGAUAUUAUUGAAGAUGUAAGAGAGCUUUUAGAGAAUGUCAAGCCAGCUCAUUCUUCAGUUGCUGUAGUCAUGUCUGCAGCUGGAGUGUUGAGGACUAUAAAUAGAUCUGGAUUGAGUGGCUUCAUGCGCAUAAAGAAUUCGAUAGAGGAUCGUCUCGAGGUUGUGGCAAAAGAAUUGGUUUCUGCCGCCAAAGGUUUUGACCAUCAUCUUCUGCACUGUAUAGCACUAGCUUUGGCUCGAAGUGGUUCCGUCUCCUAUAGGCCUUCAAUUCUUACAACCCUUGCACUUGCGUUGUUGACCGAAGCAUUCCCUUUGCAGCAUGUCUAUGAUAAGAUCCUUAAAUUUCCUGAAGAAAAUUGGGUAUCACUGCAUGAUGAGAUCAAAGACCAUCUUAGUAGCUUCAUUUUCAAGGAAGCAGGAGCUAUAACUGCUGUUUUCUGCAAUCAGUAUGCACAUGCAAAUGACGAUGGUAGAAGUUUGGUGGAGAGUCUUGUAUGGGAUUACUGCCAGGCAGUCUACUCAUGGCAUCGGCAGGCAACGUUGUUGCUUAUGGGCCGGGGAUAUCGUCAGUUCAUUAGCGACGUGGAGAAAAUUGCUGAAUCCGCUUUCCUUAUGGUUGUGGUUUUUGCAUUAGGAGUAACAAAACAUAGGUUAGAUACGAGAAUAGACCGAGAUACUCAGUUACAAAUCUCGGUUAAAAUAUUGAUUUCAUUCUCAUGCAUGGAGUAUUUCCGUAGAAUGCGCUUGCCCGAGUAUAUGGAUACAAUCAGAGCUGUUAUUGUAAGCGUUCAGGAAGAUGAAUUGGCAUGUGUCACAUUCAUAGAGUCUAUGCCUUCCUAUCGUCAUUUGAUCACUUACGAUGGUUCUUCUAACCAACCUGAAAUGGAGCAUCUGUGGUCCACCGAUGAGGUUCAAACAGCUCGCAUCGUAUUCUAUAUGCGGGUUAUACCUACUUGUGUUGAUCGAUUACGUGCCACUGUAUUUAAGAAUGCUGUGGCUCCCAUUAUGUUCCUAUAUAUGGGACAUCCCAAUGCAAAAGUUGCUAGAUGUACACAUUCAGUUUUCGUAGCUUUUGUAACUUCUGGAAAAGAUCUUAAUCAGGAUGAAAGAGCUUUACUGAAAGAGCAACUUGUUUUUUAUUACAUCCAGAGAUCAUUAGAGGGUUAUCCCAGGAUUACUCCCUUUGACGGAAUGGCUUCUGGAGUAGCUGCACUUGUUCGGAAUCUUCCUGCUGGCAGUCCGUCUAUAUUUUAUUGCAUUAGUAGUCUCAUUCAGAAAGCGACAAGCCUCUGCAAAGCAGUCGAUGAUCUCGACAUUGAUCUCUGGAAGAACUGGGAAGGUGAGUUGGAGCCUCCCAAGAAAGUGCUAGAUCUUCUUUUACGACUACUUUCCCUGGUUGAUAUACAGUUAAAUUUGGUGACUACUUGUAGGUUCUACCGGAUUUAAUGAAGUUACUGGCCCAGCUGAUUGUCCGACUACCCUUGAAUGGACAGAACGUGCUCCUUAAUCAACUGUAUCAGCAAAUUGCAGAAUCUGAUGAUGUUAUACGGAAACCAGCUCUGGUUUCAUGGGUGCAGUCUUUGUCUUACCUAUGCUCUCAAGGUACACACACAGAAAGACCAGAGUUGGUCGGAGAAUCUGCAUCUCCUAGGAUCACAGACUCGAUUAGCCUGAAUAGCAUCAGUGCACGACUGUAGAUGUCUAAGUGGAAACUGAUUAGGUCCUCUUCUGUGACUGCAAUAACUGAAUAUGCUUGAGUUGCUAUUAGAUUUCAGAAAGAGGAUCAAGAUUGUAACAGAGCUCUGCAGAAAGAUGGAUAAGGCCAAACUUUUUAUUCCUGUGCAGCUUGGCGCGGUAUUCAGAGUCUGCAGGAAUUGGUACUUCUUAACCGAAUGCAUUCGAGCCUAUAUAUAUUCAAGCUUAUUUUGUAGAAAUUAUUCCCCCCUUUCCUAUCCUCCCUGCCCCUCUCAUGUAAAAAAGGUCUUCUCUCUCCAUCUUUUGCAUAAAUCUACCUUUAUAAUAUCUUGAACAACCCUCCAUCACUACCCAAAACCAACUUUGAAUUAUUUUCAAGAGUUUCUGAGUCACUAAUCAGUGAUCACUGCCAAGAAAUGAUUCUAACGGCACAGCUAACAGCAAGGGUGAUGAUUAAAGUUUAGAUCCUCAAAAUCCAUAUGCCAUUUGUUGAAAGGCAGACCUAAUUUACCAGUCUGCGUCAUCGUUCCUGCCUACUUCUCUGCCAUUCUCGAGUACCUGACUACUGAGGAAAACUUAAUGAUUGGUCAAACAUCUGUUCCAACCAAAAAGAUCCAACGAGCUGGAAUUCUCUUUUGAUUCUAUGUUCAUGGAUGAUGAUGCGCUUCCAUCGGCCCUGUCUUUCUAUGUUGUUAUACAUGGCAAUACAGGUAGAUUUUCGUACUUUUAAGUUUGAUUGACAGUAUAUUUAGCGUUGUUCAUUUUGGGGGAAUUUAUAAAUAGCAUAUACUUUGUAUAAGUUGGACUGAUAUGUGCUUCGUGUGUUUUUUAUUCAGAUUGAAUGAGUAUAAUGGUAAUUUUAGGUUA
Messenger RNA from Salvia miltiorrhiza (redroot sage), 3934 nucleotides. RefSeq lists its product as uncharacterized. Bases 620 to 2818 code for a protein of 732 amino acids. The record is from RefSeq and is a predicted model, not a curated record. NCBI's taxonomy places the organism in Eukaryota, Viridiplantae, Streptophyta, Magnoliopsida, Lamiales, Lamiaceae. The transcript is spliced from 7 exons.